This is a messenger RNA of Cooperia oncophora, 426 nucleotides long. The record is from the annotation of a GenBank genome assembly. Lineage: Eukaryota; Metazoa; Nematoda; Chromadorea; Rhabditida; Trichostrongylidae.
GGUUAUAUUGUGGCCGUGAUCGCUUCUCUGCAUGUGAUUUGCCUACUCAAUGAACUGUAUAUCGAGGCCCGGCAAUUACGGUUUCACGCCGUUUUACGGUCAGAGUGCUUUCGUCAAACAUGCGUGUAUGUGUUUGCCAUGGUGGCUCAAUCAGCGAUGUUUUUCAUGAUGGCCUUGGAUUACCUUCUUGCUGUGACGAUACCUCUCAAGCAUCGCAUGACAUCCUCGUUACCGUACGUAUUCUUCAUGUGUGUUCCACCGUUCUUACUUGCAUCUGUUAGUAUUGUCACGUCGAUAAUUUUCAUGAACAACGACCAAAUCAACUUUUGCACUCCGAUUCAAGGUCGACGAGAAACCGUAACAUCGCAGUCAUGCGUCUCUGAUGAAGCGAAGGUAAGAUUUUGCAUUGUAUUCGUAUUUUGCUAG